AUGAAUAUUUAUGUCCUUACAUCUAAUUUCAAACUAUUGAAGCUUCCAAAUGUGUUGGGCGCGUUCUUAGGAGCUGUUCAAAUUAUUCUCUACAUAAUCUUCAAGUACUACAAAACUCCGGUGGCUGAAGAGACAGAGAAAUCCAAAACGAUGUCUGACCAUGCCAUUGACAUGACAAAGCUGACCACUGUUAUGCCCAGUCCAGUUUCGUAUACAGCGGUUCUUCUACCGCCUACUAUUCCCGAUGUUCCCGAGACUCAGAUUCAAGUGACCAAGGUCAAGAACCACAAUAUUACUGGUUUGAAAGAUCAGAACAACAAGGAUGUCGAAAACCAAAACAAACUUUAAGUGGUGAUUCUUAUUUAGACAUUAAUAAUAGUGCAUUGUUUGAGUUGUGCACUCUAGCUAACUUUUUUUUCCUUUUCUAUUUUUGUAUUUUGUUGUUUCGCUUCUUUAUCGAAGUCUCUUGUACCUCUUUCAUUCCAUCAUUUUCUUUCCAGAUAUCUGGAAAUUGUGCUAUGAUCAAUAAAACUC
Messenger RNA from Eruca vesicaria subsp. sativa (arugula), 534 nucleotides. The record is from the annotation of a GenBank genome assembly. NCBI's taxonomy places the organism in Eukaryota, Viridiplantae, Streptophyta, Magnoliopsida, Brassicales, Brassicaceae.